UGCCGGCGGGCGUUAGCGCGGCGCUCCGGCGGUCGUGAGGCGUCUUCCCGGUUGUCGCUGAUCUCUCUGGUGGUGGGCGCUGUUUUAAGAACAUUAUCCAGCUGCGCUGCCUCUGCCGUCAUACUCCCAGCUUUUAUGUGACUUAAUCCCAACAAAUACUGUUGCCUUUUCCGCCUGCUUUCAUCAAGAAAGAAGCCUCUGAAACGAAGGACGGUGUCUCGAUGGAGGGAGAUGAUGACGACUUCCCCCCUGAGCCAUCAGAGAACUCUCUUUCCCAGCGAGGAAGUGUGGCUUCCUCAGUCACCAGGGCUCAGGAUUUGCUGGUGUACUUGGCGAGUGACAGUGCGGUGCACUUGACUUUGGAGGGUCUUGGCUGUAUGAAUGCGCUGGAGCUCGGCCGCAAUGUCAGAGAAGCCCUCAACAUUCCCAAUGCCGCCGCAGAUGUGUUCGCUUUCUGGUUCUGCUCUCCUUUGCUUGACUUGCAGUUGAAGCCUAAACAUUUGCCCUACAAGCUUUGUCGUCAGUGGCAGGACCUGCUGUACCGCUUUACCGAGGCCCCCCCAGAAGAUAUUUCUCAAGAUGAGCCAUGCCUUCUAUACAAAAGAAAUGUUUUUUAUCCCAAGGCAAAAGAAUUUCAGAUUGAGGAUGAAGGAGUGUUAAGGCUACUUUAUGACGAGGCAAAGAUGAAUAUCUUGGAGGGUCGUUACCCCUGUGACCCAGAACACUGGCUGACAUUGGGAGCUUUGUCCUGUGCUAUUGAGCUGGGGACCGGGCUUGAUGACCAGGCUCUAACAGCAGCAAUCAGAGAGAAGAAGCUGUCCUCAUUUGUACCGGCCCAUGCUGCAUUAGGAGGAGGAGGAUUUCUGUCCACACUAAGGGGGAGAGGUGGGAGGAAUGCAGAGAUGGAGCAAAAUCUUACAAAGGAGUAUCGUUCAGUCAUCUCCUCUGCUGCCGCUGCCUCCAGUCAGGAGCCCAUCGCUUUGCUGCGCCAGUACCUCAGGAGCUGCCAUAACUUGCCUUACUACGGAUGUGCUUUUUUCAUGGGUGAAAUAGACAAACCAGCCCAGGGUCUCCUUCACAGAGGUGGCCGUAAGGCUGUGAGUGUGGGCAUCAGUCUGGAAGGAGUGUAUGUCAUGGAUGUAAAAGAGAAGCACGUCCUCCUGGGUCUGAAGUUCAGUGAACUUUCCUGGGACCACAGCUAUCCAGAGACGGAGGGAGACUCGCAUAUACUCUGGCUGGAGUUUGAUGGGGAGGAGGCUGGGAUGUCUGUCAACAAAUUAUUAAAGAUUUAUUCAAAACAGGCUGAACUAAUGAGUGGUCUUAUUGAGUUUUGUGUGGAGUUGCGCUCUGUUGGCGAGCCAGCAGCCACUGGUACUGACGGUGGGGUCACACCUUCCCAAGAACCUCAGAGUCGGGAAACCAACGAGAAAACCCGGGAGCGACGACAGGGAAAACUGCGCAGACAGAACAGUGUGGUCUGUAGCCGAGUCCAUUCACUCAACACCAUCAGCUAUGUUGAUGACGGCAAAGAGAUUAAACGUCUGAAGCCCAAAAGAGCUGCUUCUUUCUUCACACGACAGGCUCAGCCUCCCACUUACUCGGCUGUUCAGGUGACUGAAAGUUUGGAGCAAGGGUGACCCCCGGCUUCUACACUGCCCUCUUCUACCCGGUGACCAAAACUACAUCUGUCUAUUUAGAUCCUCAGAGACGGUGCAAAACCAUCUGAAUAGACAGAUCGGACCAAGAUCACAGACUGAAGAGCUAAACCAGUAUUUAUAGAUAAUUUGUGCAUUAUGUCACAGGUUUAAGUUAGAGCUUUCUAUGUUGACCGUUAAAAAAACGAAUGUGAAAUUUGCUUCAAUGAUGCUGUUCUGGUAAACCAACUGCAAGAUAUUUUGGUGCAAGUGCAAGACUCUGAGACACGAUCCUGAGCUCUGUUUAGGUCACUGUUCUGAAUGUAGAUUUUACUAUGCAACCAUCAAACCAAACUACAACCCAGUGGCUGUAAAUCAAGAGUACAGUAGUCCAGCACUUUAAUCCAUGUCACUAAUACUGCUAAAACUAGACCUGCUGCACCAAAGCAAACAGUCAAUGCCUCUAGUAUAGGACAACCACUCCUAUUUACAAUACCAGGGCUGCUGUCUGUGGCAAAGCAUUGCAAAGACUGAGAUUAUGACAUUCUGUGCUACUUGUCUGCUGAAUGUGUGUAUUGAUUUUUCCUGUUUGUUAAUUACAGGGCUUGUUUGCAUAUGCAGACUUAAUAUUUGUAACAAGAUGAUUUUUUUUCUUGGUGUGUUCAGUGGUGACCAAAGGUAAAUCAAGACUCGACACAUUGAGUGCAGUUGACUGUAGUAGUGGUACCGCUAUCUUGCUUUGGAGAAUAGUAUCUUUCUGAUGGUGUGCGUGUAAUGCACUGCUGAAAACAAUCCAGGUCGUAUGCGAGCGUAAUCUGCAUUUGUAAAGCAGAGAGAACUUUAUUUAAUACGUUGAAUCACCAGUUGCGUAGGUGCUUGAUGAUCUAUAGGUGAUGUAUGUCAUUUCUGUUUAGCGAUGCUCAGCGUUGUACUGUAUUUCCAGUCUUUUAGAGCGUGAAUGUAACUAACUAUAUUUCUUUUUACAAAAAUAAUAGGGCCUGACAUUAACAUUUGAUCAGAAAAUGUGUCACAGGAAGUUAUUUAAUCAUAACUUCUGAUCCUGAACUAAGUUAUUCACGUUUUGGCAUCGUUACCAAUCAGUUUGGGAAUUUUGCUGAUGCUCUGACUUGUAAAAAAAAAAAAAAAACCUAAAUGAAUGAAUUUGUUCGUUAUACCUCCUGUUUUGGUAAUUAAUGUCAGCGCACUGCUUUUUUUACUAAUUACUUGUUGGUUCUUAAACAUUAAAGUACCUGCCAAAGCUUAAAGUCAAGCCCUGCAUUAACAGGUCAUCAGUUACCAAACACGAUUCUGUAUUUAUCAAUGCAUGACAACUGAUGUCUUAAGUUGAUUUUGUGGUGUGCAUGUGUUUGUAAAUGUUUCUUUAACUGCUUACAUUCAGUCACGUUUAAAAGUGUGAACAAUGAAAACUGUCAUCACAGAAGGAAAAGAAAAGAAACGGCCAGCUGAAUGGUGCAAAACACCCACUGCAUUUCUGUAAUUAUGCAAAAUGCUUGUCAAGAUGUUAACCCUAAAAUGCUUUUUCCUAGACUUUCUGUACCGUAUUAUAUUUUCCACUAUAACGCUAAUCCAAUGUUUAUAUUUCAAUCUGAACAUCUGUCACACACACACACACACAUAUAUGAACCUACUAACUGUGCUGUAGAUAGUCACAUCUGUGUUAUAGAAAUAUUGAAUCUGUCAACACUAAUUUAAAGUGCCUUUUUUUACAUUUAAUCUGUUGAGUUUUGCUGUCAUCUGUCUCUUGAAAUUGUAUCUCCACUAUCUUUUGUUGUUUCUUAGGUUUUAUACACAAGUUUCACUACUGCAAUUUUGUGACUGCAAGAUUAACUAAAACCAUUUAUAUGCAACAUUAAACCUUUUUAUUCCCGCUUUGUACUAACUCCUGGCAUCUCUAUCAGUAAAUUCUGUAUAAUGGAUUUUCUAUUAAUGUUUUAUUUAAACGAACUAUGCCUGUAAUAAGGUCUUUGACGUGUAACAAAAUUACAUCCCGAGAAGAAAAGGAACGAAAUAAAUAUAACAAACUAAA
Messenger RNA from Puntigrus tetrazona (Sumatra barb), 3681 nucleotides. RefSeq names its product FERM domain containing 8 (gene frmd8). Gene Ontology annotation, biological process: negative regulation of canonical Wnt signaling pathway. The record is from RefSeq and is a predicted model, not a curated record. Gene Ontology annotation, cellular component: plasma membrane; cytoskeleton. Bases 222 to 1637 code for a protein of 471 amino acids. NCBI's taxonomy places the organism in Eukaryota, Metazoa, Chordata, Actinopteri, Cypriniformes, Cyprinidae. The transcript is spliced from 10 exons.